Homo sapiens (human) is the source of this 3075-nucleotide messenger RNA. RefSeq names its product ubiquitin specific peptidase 27 X-linked (gene USP27X). The transcript has a single exon. Gene Ontology annotation, biological process: protein deubiquitination; positive regulation of apoptotic process; protein K48-linked deubiquitination. Gene Ontology annotation, molecular function: cysteine-type deubiquitinase activity; K48-linked deubiquitinase activity; K63-linked deubiquitinase activity. Gene Ontology annotation, cellular component: cytosol; nucleus. The record is from RefSeq and is marked reviewed. The coding region runs from base 825 to 2141 and encodes 438 amino acids. NCBI's taxonomy places the organism in Eukaryota, Metazoa, Chordata, Mammalia, Primates, Hominidae.
AGGAGCCGCCGCCAGUGGAGGCGGAGGAGGUAGAGGAGGCGGAGACGGCGGAGAAGGCGGAGAGGAAGGUGGAGGCGGAGGCGAAGGUGGAGGGGAAGGCGGAGGCGGCGGGGAAGGCGGAGGCGGCGGGGAAGGUGGACGCCACCGAGAAGGUGGAGACGGCGGGGAAGGUGGACGCCGCUGGGAAGGUGGAGACGGCGGAGGGUCCGGGCCGCCGGGCUGAGCUCAAGCUGGAGCCCGAACCCGAGCCGGUCCGGGAGGCGGAGCAGGAGCCGAAGCAGGAGCUGGAGGAUGAGAACCCAGCGCGGAGCGGCGGUGGCGGCAACAGCGACGAGGUUCCUCCCCCCACCCUUCCCUCCGAUCCACCGCGGCCCCCCGAUCCCUCUCCGCGUCGCAGUCGUGCGCCGCGCCGCCGACCCCGGCCCCGGCCCCAGACCCGGCUCCGUACCCCGCCGCAGCCUAGGCCCCGGCCCCCGCCCCGGCCCCGGCCCCGGCGCGGCCCUGGGGGCGGAUGCCUGGAUGUGGAUUUUGCCGUGGGGCCACCAGGCUGUUCUCACGUGAACAGCUUUAAGGUGGGAGAGAACUGGAGGCAGGAACUGCGGGUUAUCUACCAGUGCUUCGUGUGGUGUGGAACCCCAGAGACCAGGAAAAGCAAGGCAAAGUCCUGCAUCUGCCAUGUGUGUGGCACCCAUCUGAACAGACUCCACUCUUGCCUUUCCUGUGUCUUCUUUGGCUGCUUCACGGAGAAACACAUUCACGAGCACGCAGAGACGAAACAACACAACUUAGCAGUAGACCUGUAUUACGGAGGUAUAUACUGCUUUAUGUGUAAGGACUAUGUAUAUGACAAAGACAUUGAGCAAAUUGCCAAAGAAGAGCAAGGAGAAGCUUUGAAAUUACAAGCCUCCACCUCAACAGAGGUUUCUCACCAGCAGUGUUCAGUGCCAGGCCUUGGUGAGAAAUUCCCAACCUGGGAAACAACCAAACCAGAAUUAGAACUGCUGGGGCACAACCCGAGGAGAAGAAGAAUCACCUCCAGCUUUACGAUCGGUUUAAGAGGACUCAUCAAUCUUGGCAACACGUGCUUUAUGAACUGCAUUGUCCAGGCCCUCACCCACACGCCGAUACUGAGAGAUUUCUUUCUCUCUGACAGGCACCGAUGUGAGAUGCCGAGUCCCGAGUUGUGUCUGGUCUGUGAGAUGUCGUCGCUGUUUCGGGAGUUGUAUUCUGGAAACCCGUCUCCUCAUGUGCCCUAUAAGUUACUGCACCUGGUGUGGAUACAUGCCCGCCAUUUAGCAGGGUACAGGCAACAGGAUGCCCACGAGUUCCUCAUUGCAGCGUUAGAUGUCCUGCACAGGCACUGCAAAGGUGAUGAUGUCGGGAAGGCGGCCAACAAUCCCAACCACUGUAACUGCAUCAUAGACCAAAUCUUCACAGGUGGCCUGCAGUCUGAUGUCACCUGUCAAGCCUGCCAUGGCGUCUCCACCACGAUAGACCCAUGCUGGGACAUUAGUUUGGACUUGCCUGGCUCUUGCACCUCCUUCUGGCCCAUGAGCCCAGGGAGGGAGAGCAGUGUGAACGGGGAAAGCCACAUACCAGGAAUCACCACCCUCACGGACUGCUUGCGGAGGUUUACGAGGCCAGAGCACUUAGGAAGCAGUGCCAAAAUCAAAUGUGGUAGUUGCCAAAGCUACCAGGAAUCUACCAAACAGCUCACAAUGAAUAAAUUACCUGUCGUUGCCUGUUUUCAUUUCAAACGGUUUGAACAUUCAGCGAAACAGAGGCGCAAGAUCACUACAUACAUUUCCUUUCCUCUGGAGCUGGAUAUGACGCCGUUUAUGGCCUCAAGUAAAGAGAGCAGAAUGAAUGGACAAUUGCAGCUGCCAACCAAUAGUGGAAACAACGAAAAUAAGUAUUCCUUGUUUGCUGUGGUUAAUCACCAAGGAACCUUGGAGAGUGGCCACUAUACCAGCUUCAUCCGGCACCACAAGGACCAGUGGUUCAAGUGUGAUGAUGCCGUCAUCACUAAGGCCAGUAUUAAGGACGUACUGGACAGUGAAGGGUAUUUACUGUUCUAUCACAAACAGGUGCUAGAACAUGAGUCAGAAAAAGUGAAAGAAAUGAACACACAAGCCUACUGAAGUGACACACAGACCUACCUGCAAUGGAAGAUGACGACACCAAUACUACAACUGGCAUCGAGAUCUAAAGGACCUACUUGACCAUGGCCCAUGGGCCUGACAGAGUAAGAAUUGAACAGUACCCAGUGUCCAAAAGGUCCUGAUUGGAAGAGAAAUAGAAGGGGAGGGAGAAGAGGCUCUAGUCUAAGCAGUUGAUGAAAGGGAAAUUAAAUGGUAGAAACACUCUGGGUGAGGAAGGCAGGAGCAGGAAAAUGCUGACACUGGUACAUAUCCUAUAUUCCUCCAAAAGAUUGUGUGGGAAAGUGUGGGGGGGAGGGGGGUGGUGGGGGGGGAGUGUGCCCUUGUAACCGUAAAACAUCUUUCUCCAUGGGUGUUUCAGCUUCAAUUGACCAAUCACAUAACAGUUAUAUGUUUGGGGGGAAAAAGAAAAGUUUCUAAAAAAUGUAGCCCAUUACAUAUAUGGGUAUGAAAGCAGAAAAGUGGAGGAGGCAGGGAUAUCAUUGACAAACACCUUUGCCAGUUUCUUUGUAUUCGUGAUUUUUUGUGCUAUUAAAUGCAGUAUUAAAACAAGAAAAGCCCACCUGGGCUAGUGAAAGGAGAGGAAAUAAGGGGGCUUGUAAAAGGGGAGCCGUCGCUCCAAAAGUAGAGAAGACAAGAAAUGCUGUAAGAUAAGCAACCAACGCAGACAGGCCUCAGCUAAGAGUAUAGUGUGUGUGUGUUAAAAAAAAAAAAAAAAAAAGAAAAAAAAAAGCUGUAUGAUAUACUUGAGCAAAUCAAUGAACCUCUUUGCGAUUGUUUUAUCAUCUGUAAAAUGCAGAUAAUUCCUACCUUAAAGGGUUAUUGUUAAAGAUAAAAUGAUAUAAAAAUGUGUCAAAGUAUAAAGUAAAAGGCUUGGAACUUUGUAGGGACUCAGUAAACGUUUGUUGGAUCCAAA